GUCCGACUUUUUAUGGCCAAGGGAGCAUUUUCUUUGAAAUUUUCAAGUGACCCCCAAAGCACCUUACUAUACCUGCGUUUACACUAGGCCGUUUCGCCGACUGAUCUCAAAAUUGCGUCUUUUGUGCGUGCUGGCUGGUGGAUGAAAAGUGUCCUGAAUACGUGGGCAUACCUGCAAUACGAAUAUGACUCCGACGGUCAAGCGUUCACAUCAAGGAUGCGCUCGAUGUAAGCGACGCCGGCAAAAAUGCGAUGAGCGAAAACCGACUUGUGGGCGUUGUUCCAGCGCCGAAGUAGCCUGCGAAUAUAAAAUUACAUUAAAGUGGAAUGGCCGCGUUCCCAGGGAAGAGAAACCGUCAUACCACGAGGAAAGUCUUGUUUGGAGGCUGGACUCUCACGACAGCAAUAACAAGCUUUCUAAGUCCGAGCCUGUGUCUCACUGGACACGAGGGUUUAAUUUCUUUUCUUUGGCAAGAUCAGCACUUCACUUGCAGCAGCCUUCCUCAGUUUUAACCUCAACUAGCAGACUGCUUCUCCACCACUUUAUUACCGAAACUUCAAAGAUAUCAAGCUCCCCCCAUAUUCGUGAUCAAAUAUGUCAGGCCAUACUGCCUAUGUCACAUCAAUCCGAAUCACUACUUUACGCUACGAUGGCGUUAUCGGCUCUUCAUCGAUGUACCAUGUUAAAUGAGCCUCCUACUCGAUUUAUACCCGAAAGUCUGGUUGCAGAUUUAAUUAUUUGCAGUAUGCGCUGCCUUCGUCGAGACCUGGAAACCCCCGGGUACCCAGUCCAGCCUCUACUCCACACCAUUCGAACAUUGUGCCACUGUGAGAUUUUUUCUGGCCAGGCCAAUUCCUUCUGGCGUGUUCAUGUGAAUGGGGCGGGAGCUAUGUUUACCGAAAUAGUUUCGAGAAGCGACUUGGAUGAGUCCGAGAAUAGCUUCUGGCUCUGGUCCCGAUGGUUCCGGUCAAUACGAGCACUGUCGGCUGUCACGGAUAUUGGGAACUUGUCGGGAACAGCCUCAAGGGAUUUGACAACGCAAGAUGUCGAUCGAAGCUACUUCUUCGAUACGUACACUGGGUACUCUUCGGACCUCAACAUUGUACUCAUGGAGAUCGGCUCCUUGUUGCAUUUAAAGGGACUGAGCGAUGUUAGAAUCGCAUCCGUGGAAACUAGGAAUACCAUUGAGCAAAAGGCAGAAGAGCUCAAACGAUCCAUUUUAUACAUGAUUCGCCGCGAUACGGAGCUUGGACUCAAAUUUCCUGACCAAGCUUUAAUCACGCCUGAAACAACCUUUCAAUUCCAGGCUUGCAAUACUGCGUACCAAUACUCAGGUCUAAUAUAUCUUUAUAGGAGGGUUCAGGGGCUACCUACAUCCAGCAAUGAGGUUCAAGGCUGCGUUAGAGAAAUCCUGAAUGCUGUGUCCUCGAUCCUUCCAGUCACCACCCUUUCUCCUUGGAUCCUUCUCACCACUCCUAUCUACACUGCUGGUUGCGAAGCCAUGGCCCAAGAUAGGAAUCUUGUGAAAGAAAUCCUUCAAGACUUAUAUCAUGCUCUCCAUAUCCGCAACAUCAUGAGGGCAUUGGGGUUACUUGAAAAGCGAUGGGAGGCUUUAGACUGCUCUGAAAGUCUCAGUCUCGACCCUUUGGAAAGGCCUAAGGGUAACAUUUCAGAUGCAGCUGAUAAUUCAGAUUGGCUAGAUUUCAUUCCAUACUGAGGUUAUAUCCAGUUAUGGCGCCAUUUGUGGCAAUAAUGUUUCCUAGUGAAGGACAACACUGCCAUUUCUUUCCUUUCAC
Molecule: messenger RNA, 1796 nt
Organism: Aspergillus steynii IBT 23096
Lineage: Eukaryota; Fungi; Ascomycota; Eurotiomycetes; Eurotiales; Aspergillaceae
Product: Zn(II)2Cys6 transcription factor
Exons: 2
Coding region: 185-1717 (510 amino acids)
Biological process (GO): positive regulation of transcription by RNA polymerase II
Cellular component (GO): nucleus
Molecular function (GO): DNA-binding transcription factor activity, RNA polymerase II-specific; zinc ion binding; transcription cis-regulatory region binding
Source: RefSeq, a predicted model, not a curated record